This is a messenger RNA of Pezoporus flaviventris, 2057 nucleotides long. It is a transcript of the gene MGARP, whose product is annotated as mitochondria localized glutamic acid rich protein. Lineage: Eukaryota; Metazoa; Chordata; Aves; Psittaciformes; Psittacidae. The transcript is spliced from 7 exons. The coding region runs from base 100 to 816 and encodes 238 amino acids. Gene Ontology annotation, cellular component: mitochondrion; mitochondrial outer membrane. The record is from RefSeq and is a predicted model, not a curated record. Gene Ontology annotation, biological process: anterograde axonal transport.
GGUGGGCGGAUCGGUGUCUUCUGCCGCGGCUGUAGACCUGAGCUGUCCGGCAGCUCGAGGUGCCCUCUCCGCCGCACGGUUCCCGCUGCUGCCGCCGCCAUGUAUCUCUGCAGGGCCGCCUCGCAGGCGCUGGCCUCUCGCCUGAGCAGGGCUCCCUCUGCUGCGAGCCGCCUCAAGCAGCGUGCACCUCUUCGCCAGAUGUCAUCUGGGAGUGUUCCUGGCUCAUCUGGAGAGUCCAUGUUUUACUAUCUUCUUACUGGUGUUGCUGCUUUUGGUGGUUUAUUUUAUGCUUACAGAAUAGUCAGUUCAUCCCGCAGCAACUACAUUGAACAUGUGAAUAUUCUUCAUGAGAGAUCUCAGGGGCGGAAAGACAAACGUGAUGAAGAAGAGACGGCUGAAGUCACUGAAGCAGAGACAGCCAUGGAAGAGGCUGAUGCAGUAGCUGCUGCUGGACCUGCAGCACAGGAUGAGAAUGCUGGGGUAUCCCCAGAAACUGGAGGGGAGAAUGACCUACCAGCUCCAGAACCAUCCCCGGCUGUGGAGAAAGCACAGCAGGAAGCUGCUGCUGACUUGGAAGUUGCUGCUAAUUCAGAAGCUGCUGCAGUGCAAGAAACUGUGAGUGAAGUCUUGGAUGUUUCAGCUUCUUCUGCCCAUGAGGAAAACUUAGACAGUGUCAAGGAAGGAGUAGCCUCAGCAGCUCAAGAGAUUUCUGACACAUCCUCCAAGAGCCAGGAUGCUGAUGCUGAGGAGUCGGGGCAGACUUCAGAAGUUUCUGUGGAGGAGAAGACACCUGAAGAAGUUGCUAAGGAACCCUAAAGUAAGCAGUGCUGAAGCCUUUGAAAAGAUUUAACGGAAAUAUUUGUGCAAUCAACCAGCUGAUUCCUGUGUGAAAUCCCAUACUCUUCCUUGGAGACAAAAGAAUUUGUGCAGUUUCUCAUACCACGUGCUGCUCAUUAGGACCAGUAUUCAGUGCUGCAACAGACAACCUAAUACGAUUUAAGUUGGUUAGAGAGAUGCUUCUGUGAUUAACAUCUCUGCUUUAAAGUAGCAUCCAGUAAUAACUUCCAAAGCACAGCCCAGCAUGUAACAAAUACACGUGCUAAGAGAAGCAGUAGAAUUAAUUGAAACCAUGUCAGGUGAACUCAUUCUAGGUCUGUGUUGUCUUGUUACGUACAUUAAUGUCUUACUUUUGGUCCAAACUGUGGUGCAUAGUUAUACCAUUUUAACAUUCCAUGCUAAAAUGUAAGUAAAAGGUUUUAACUAAUUUAAAAGCUUAUAAAAAAUACUUAUUUUUUUUUAAAUUGGGUCAUGGUGAAAAUAAUAACCUUUCUUUCUCCCAAGUUAGGAUUUGCAAUUGUAAGCACAGGACAUUUGGCUGUAUACGGUCUGAUUUUCCCCUUAUGUAAACAUUUUAGAUACUACUCUUCCUUGUACAAUAGUAUCCAGGAGUAAACAUUUUUAAGGCUCCUCCUUUGAGAACAAAACCUGUUUACAAGUAGUAGCAACAGGUACUUUAUAGCAUGAAAAUUCAAAAUAGCCAUGUUUGAAGUUACUGUCAUUGGUUGAAGUGGUGGCUCCAACCUUGGGUGAGCUGGGCCUUGUUCCUACCAAACCUUGCUGUAGUCUUUCUGUGUUGUUAUGUCUUAACAGUGGCGUAACAACAUGGAGGUUUUCAGAGAACACUUGUACAAAUCACAAGCAAUUCAGGCUAUGGUAAAGCUCCUCUCUGAGUGCUGGCAGAUGGCCAGCAAAAUCCCUGUGGAAGGUUAUGUCACAUGUGUUCAAAUGGACAAGGACUCUUAGGGACUAAGAACAAACAGAAUAGAUAUAUAAUCUUGUUAGUAUUAUCUUAAUAAUGAAAAAUUCUGUAACGAAUUAUGGGUUUGUAUGACACUGUUCUUCUCAACCUCCAUUGUGCUUUGUGCAUGUGCAUGAGUGUGCAUCUACUACAGAAUCUUUACUGAGACCCAUUCCAGCCUUCAGAAUGGCAAUCAUUCUAAACUGGGAUCAAAUUAAGGUAUAUUAGACACACUUUACGUAGAAAGUGUGAAUUACAA